Molecule: messenger RNA, 4412 nt
Organism: Oryzias melastigma (Indian medaka)
Lineage: Eukaryota; Metazoa; Chordata; Actinopteri; Beloniformes; Adrianichthyidae
Exons: 4
Coding region: 496-1809 (437 amino acids)
Biological process (GO): negative regulation of transcription by RNA polymerase II; nervous system development
Cellular component (GO): nucleus
Molecular function (GO): protein binding; RNA binding
Source: RefSeq, a predicted model, not a curated record
UCUAAUUAUACACAGAAGCAGGAGAUCUGCAGCGUGAAGGAGAGCCUGAGUGGAACAUGGACUGAAGAAGAGGACAACAAAUGGAGAAGAGGCUGAGAGCGCCACUCAGCAGCGGUUCAGAUGUGAGGAGGAGCGAGAGAAAGCCAGAAAAGGCAAAUCUGUCCGACAAAGGUUAACAGGGCUGACAGACUGACUGACUGACUGACUGAGCAGAGUGGGAGUGUUUAAUGUAAAAGCGAGUAGGAGCCCGCGAGGACGCCACGAACCAGACAGGUGUGUGUGAGGUGUCUGUCCUCCCUCUGCAAGCGUUCAUGGACUUACUGCAUGAGGAUGGAUGCCCAUAGAUACCCAGAAAACUGAAACCAAUCAUGCUGACCUUGCGUGUGCGACAGUUGCCAAGAGACUAAUGGCGUCUCCAUCACAUGAUGUCGGCACCAUCUGCGCUUCGGCGGGAGGUCAAGCAGUGCUGGUGUGAGUGACAGGCGGCUUGAGGCGAUGAGCUUCGCAAAGAAUCCAACUCUUGUCCUGGACAAGGGCAGCCUCCCGCUAAAAAAGAGAGACCAAAGACUGGGUUCAAAGCUCCAGCAGCAGCAGCAACAGUGUGAAGCUGCAAAUUUCAAAGUGCCAUACCCUCACAGAAGCCACGGAGAGGUGAAAAUGAAACCCACGGGUCCGUUUCGGCCUGUACCGAGACGGGUCCCAGCGCUGCACCAGCCCUGGAUGCAGACGAGUGCACCUGCCAGUCCCAAGCAUCUCAUCCCCUCAGCCUUCAGGGAGCAUCACGGUUGGGCCGAGUGGAGAGACUUUAACCCCAUUUCUCCUGGAUGGGAUUUUCCCCGGCAGAACCAGCACCACUUCCACACGGGCCAACCUCUCCACUCCUGCAGGUUCAGCUCCGUCUCUCUGGUCAGUGAUGGCUUCCACAGAGCAGGUGGAAGCUGGGAGAAGCUCAAGUCUUCAGGAGAUAAGAGCUUAAAUCUAGAGAGGCACAGCUACGACAAACAUAAAGGUCCAUAUGUGAGACAAGGAGACAGGAAAUUUGAUUUUUUGCCCAAAGAGGAAAAAAGUAGUCCUCCUCUACUGGGCAGGAGCUUACCUCCUCAUGAGGAUUUAACCUUGCAGGAGGACUCGGUACACAAAGCAGCAAAAGCUCUUUCUUCUCCCCAACUCUCUCUGAGGAGCACUUCCCCUCCCAAAGUAAACAGGUCGUACACCGCCAUGACAGAAUCCCCACCUGCUGAUGUCCCCCCUCUGGAGCAGGCCUCACCCUGCGCCUCCUCCGCGAGCCGUUUCCCCUGGCUGCUCCCUCACUUCAUGGCAGGUUCUCUGAUCGAGCUCAGAGACGGUCGCCUCAGGAGGGUGGAGCACUUGCAAACCGAGGACUUCCUGCUCGGCUCUCUGGCCUGUCCAGAUCUGCGGCUGAGCUGCUGCACUGUGCAGAGCAUCUCUCCUCCUGACUCCUCCGCCUCCUCGGUUUCCCGCCUCCUCAUCCUGCUUCACGAGCAGCAGUCCCAGGAGCUGGUGGACGUGUAUGUGGAGUACCCGUUCUUCGUGCGUGGGCAGGGCUGGUCGUCCUGCAGUCCUCAGAGGACUGCUCGUCUCUGUGGCCUGCAGUGCCGCCAGCUCAGCGUGGGGGACGUCUGCCUGGCUCUCACGCCCGUCUCACCUCCUCUGUCAGCCACUGCGGGGCUGAAAGUUUCACCCGGGAACGGAAAAUGUAUACCUCUGGGGGCACAAGCUAGCCAGCUCUCAAAGGGGCCGAUGAUGAGAGCAGAGGCGGGACGCAGGAGACACUAUUCAGCCCCCUAAGUGGAGUAGAACAGGGGUUGCGUGCACAAAGUGAGGAGAGUGAUGGUUGGAGACUUCAUUGGUCUCUGCCAUUCUCUACCUAUGUUUGCUGUCCUUCUACCUCCUGGAACGUGUCUGUGCUUGACCUGUUGUGUCUCUUUCAACAAAAGUCGCAGUGAAAGUGAGGCUGCAUUUAAUUGAACUCUGUAGGUAAAGUUACAUUUCAGAUGACAUUUUUUCAGCAAAAGCAAACUGGGGCUGACUCCCGUGAUCAAACACAAACCAGAGCACAUGCCAUGGGAAACACAGCAGUGAAAAAACGCACAGCUAACCCAUAAAAAACAACCAUGCUGAGUGUUUUUUUUUUUUUUUUUUUUUACGGAGCUCCUGAAAGGAUAGUGAAGUAAAAUAAAACACUGGUUUCUCAUACACACCAGAUAGUAAGUGGUGAAAGCAAGUGAAUUCCCUGCGCCGAAACAAACCGCAGGACUUAAGAACUGGUUUUAGGUGACGUUCAGAGAUAACAUAACGGUGAUGUUGGAUAAGUAAAGCUAUAAAACUCAAUAAAAUAACUCAAUUAUUUAAGUAACUUAAUAUGCUUGUGUAAUUGUUACGGGUGUGUUUUUAUUGUGCUAAUCCUGAGAUUCUUGUUCUGGACUGUGAAGCUGUGAGGGGAAAUUCCAAGGACCAUGAACUCCUCAUGAAUGGAAGUGCACAACAGGCAACAGGCGACCGCCUGGUAUCAAUCAGCUCUUAUUAGAGACCAGGACGAGAAAGGAGGAAAUAUAGGAAUCCAGAAUGGGGGUUACCCACUCCCCGGAUCCAUGCCGCAGCAGGAUGUGCGCAGUCUCCCUCAGGAGAAGAUAUAGACAAAAAUGAUACAUCCCCGGAGAGAACACGACAAAAUACCAGUGGCGAUGGAGUCCCGUCUAUCAGUCUUACUAUCUACCAGGCACCACUUUCUAUCUUGUGCACACCACUUACUAUCUAGAAGGCACCACUUGCUAUCUAGUAGGCACCACUUGCUAUCUGGUAUCCACCUUUUACAAUUUAGUGUGCAACACUUACUAUCUAGUGCCCAAACAGUUACUAUCUGGUGACCACCAUUUACUAUCUUCUGGGCAACACUAUAUAGGGUGAAACACUUAUCUAGUGCGCACUUUUUGCGAUCUAGUGCGCAGCACUUACUAUCUAGUGUGCAUUACUUGCUAUCUAGUGUGCACUACUUGCUAUAUAGUGCGCACCACUUACUAUCUAGUGGGCAACAUUUACUAUAGUGUGCAACACUUACUAUCUAGUGCACCCUUUUUGCAAUCUGGUGUGCACCACUUACAAUGUGGUGCACACCGCUUACUGUCUAGUGGGAAACACUUACUAUCUAGUGGGCAACAUUUACUAUCUAGUGUGCAACACUUACCAUCUAGUGUGCGCCAAUUGCUAUCUAGUGCGCAACACUUACUAUCUAGUGUGCAACACUUACUAUCUAGUGUGCAACACUUACCAUCUAGUGUGCGCCAAUUGCUAUCUAGUGCGCAACACUUGCUAUCUAUUGCGCACCACUUACUAUCUAGUGUGCAACACUUACCAUCUAGUGUGCGCCAAUUGCUAUCUAGUGCGCAACACUUACUAUCUAGUGUGCAACACUUACUAUCUAGUGUGCACCACUUACCAUCUAGUGUGCGCCAAUUGCUAUCUAGUGCGCAACACUUGCUAUCUAUUGCGCACCACUUACUAUCUAGUGUGCAACACUUACCAUCUAGUGUGCGCCAAUUGCUAUCUAGUGCGCAACACUUACUAUCUAGUGUGCAACACUUACUAUCUAGUGUGCACCACUUACCAUCUAGUGUGCGCCAAUUGCUAUCUAGUGCGCAACACUUGCUAUCUAUUGCGCACCACUUACUAUCUAGUGUGCAACACUUACCAUCUAGUGUGCGCCAAUUGCUAUCUAGUGCGCAACACUUACUAUCUAGUGUGCAACACUUACUAUCUAGUGUGCACCACUUGCUAUCUGAUGUGCAAGAAAAAGUUUUUUUUUUUUUUUUUUACUUCAAUGUCCCUUUAAGGGCUCCAUAGUUUUUAGUGGCAUUUUCUGCAAAAACCUGUUUAAACAGAGCUUAUCAUUUCUUGGAGUUCAAAAUCUAUCCACCCACAUUCCUUUGAAAGCACAUGAAAGCACCGCCUCAGGUCUGGCCACUGCUUUUUAACUUUAUCUCUUUUCUGCCUAAAGGGCAAAAGUUCCUUAUAGAUUCUAGAAGUUACUGAAGGAACUGAUUGUAUGGUAAGCUGUAUUUGUGUGCUUCUACCUCUAUUUACAGAUGUGUGAUUAUUUAAUAUUGUGAGCAGUGAUUUCAUGUGGCAAUCACACAGCUUUUUAGUGAAUGCCUGAUUUUUUCCUCAUUAUAUGCAACAAAUAUACUGUAUAUGCUUUGUUUUUUGAACCAAGAAAAGAGUCCAAAGAGUAGAGAUCCUCUGGUAAAUCUGAAUGUGUAGAAGGAGGCAACUUUCUACCUAAAACUGGUCAGAAGCCCUCAUCAUACUUGAUGUGACAUCGGCUAUGAUGUCUCCAAGAACAUUGGAAGAAGACAGCAAGGAUGCAACAAAAAAGUGAAUCUAAAUUAAAGAAA